GUGAUUGUUCCUGUUCUCUUUCUUAAGUCACUUCAAAUGCUAUCCGUGGACAGGCGGCUCAUUGUCAGGAGAGUUGCAGUGCGAGCAGGAGGGAGAGAUUCGCAGGUACAGGUACAACAGCAGCAGCUGCAGCAGCACUUCAGCCACAGCAUCACAGAAAACACACUCCUCUGCUACACUCAGCUGAAAGAAGAUGGAAACAGACAGAGUAAACUUCUCACCGGGAAGAAGUCCUCCUCUCAGAGAUGAACUGAGACAAGCAUCUCAGCACAGUUUCUACCUGAACCCACCUCCGCUCUAUAUCAAGCCCCCAAAAUUCUCCCCUCCUGGAUACCCCAGCAUAUCACCAAGCAGGGAUACCUACAGAGCUUUCAGCCCACCUGCUUUCUUUCCCAUACUCGGCCCUGCUUUCGCCCAAAAGGAGGGAUCCCAAAAACGCAAAAGAACUCCUUUCAAAAUGGAUGCCCAAGAAGGUGAAUCUCCUGACGGAGGAGCAGAAGAGGCAGAAGAAAGCAGCAGUAAAAAGACAGUAGACCUCUCCCACAUCCCCUUCUCCCUUCCACCUCGCCCCAUUCCUUCUCCAUCUCCAAAACCCCUUCCUGGUAUGAUAGAGCUCAACAGACUGCACAGGUCACCGGGUUUGAAUCUACCUGUGCAGGUGAAACAGGAGCCUCUCAGUCCUUCCCCUGUUUGGCCUCCCUCUCCUCUUCUUCUCCACCCUCCGUACUUCCCACCUCUUCACCACAGCCUCCUCCCAUACCCCUUCUUCAUGCCUGGGCCUGUCAUGCACCUCCCUCCUGGUGCUUUCUACCCCAGGGAGGACCUCCGACCUGGUCAUCGCACCCGCGAUGGAGGUCCCCGAAGUGGGACAUCCAGUGGCGAGAAGCUCGGGCUCAACAUCCACAUCGACGACAGCUAUUACGUUGAUGUCGGAGGUGACCAGAAGAGAUGGAAGUGUCGCAUGUGUGACAAGUCCUACACCUCCAAGUACAACCUGGUCACGCACAUCCUGGGCCACAACGGCAUCAAGCCCCAUGGAUGCCACCUGUGUGGGAAGCUUUUCAAGCAACUGAGUCAUCUGCACACACACCUGCUCACCCACCAGGGCAUGAGGCCCCACAAGUGCCAGGUGUGCCAUAAGGCCUUCACCCAGACCAGCCACUUGAAGAGGCACAUGAUGCAACACAGUGAUGUGAAGCCAUACAGCUGCGGUGUGUGUGGUCGAGGCUUCGCUUACCCCAGUGAGCUUCGUGCCCACGAGCUGAAGCAUGAAAAAGGACAGGAGAACGUAUGCGUGGAGUGUGGUCUAGACUUCCCCACACUGGCCCAGCUGAAGAGGCACCUGACCGCCCACCGUGGCCCCACCCUGUACAGGUGUGCAGAGUGCCAGAAGACUUUCCAGUACCCGAGUCAGCUUCAGAACCACAUGAUGAAACACAAAGACAUCAGACCGUACAUCUGCAGUGAGUGUGGGAUGGAGUUCAUCCAGUCACACCACCUGAAACAGCACACGCUCACUCACAAAGGCGUGAAAGAGCAUAAGUGUCGCAUCUGUGGUCGUGAGUUCACCCUGUUGGCCAACAUGAAGCGCCACGUCCUCAUCCACACCAACAUACGGGCCUACCAGUGCCACAUGUGCUUCAAGAGUUUCGUCCAAAAACAGACUCUCAAGGCUCACAUGAUCGUCCACUCGGACAUCAAGCCCUAUAAAUGCAAGCUUUGUGGGAAGGAGUUCAACAGGAUGCAUAAUCUAAUGGGGCACAUGCAUCUCCACUCAGACAGCAAACCCUUCAAAUGCCUCUACUGCCCGAGCAAGUUCACACUAAAGGGAAACCUCACCAGACACAUGAAGGUCAAACACGGCGUCAUGGACAGAGGUCUGGAUGAAAGAUUGUUUAGGCAAAGAGGACGGUUCUGCCUGACCACUCCCAUGGGCCUCCUCACCCACUUCAGCCAAGAGGAGCCGUUUGACCUGUCCCAGAAGCAGCCGGGCCUGCCCAGCCUCCGCCUCUCCCAGUCUGAUGGCGAGAGCGUUCCGGGAAGCUCGUGUCAGGAGGAAGACGAGGAGAGUUUAUACAGAAGGAGCCAGUACAGCCCUGAGCUGGAGGAGAGAGCACAGGGAUCUCCUGACGAACUGAGGCCAGGCGAGAAACAAAAAAAGCUGUACCAGCAAAGUUUAGAUGAUGAGACAUUUGAGAGGGAGUCAGCAGCAGAAGGACAAUCUGUAGAUCCCAGAGGUGACCAGGCGCACCUCUUGCAGUCAGAGACAUCUUAUGAAUCUGAUUUAGAGCUAGAUGAGCAGGCGUACCACCGUGAGGCAGGCUGUAGACAGUCAUAUGAUUACGACUCUGAUUCAGACCUAGAGGAUCAUCACCAAGAGCUAGAUGAGGCAGAGCAAGGCAAACAGCAGUUGGAUGGCUUGUAUGGGGCAGCCAUCGAUGAGGCAGAGCACAAACAAAGCAGUUUGGAGACAGGUGAAAUAGCACACCACUCACGCACAAGUGAAUUUACGGGUCCACAGGACGAAGAAGAAGAAGAAGAAGAAGAAGACAAAGAACAAGAAAAAAUAGUGAAGGAGUGAGAAGAUGCAGGUUUUUGGGGAAUGCUUAUGUUUUCUUGACAGGAAAAUGGACAGGAUGUUCAGGAGACACUACCCUGAGGAGAGAGGAAAAUGUGUAGGUCUCUAAAUAAAACUUUUUAUGGAGGUUGUGGUAUAGUAGCUCAGCACAAAAAGAAGAAAGAUGAACAUAUCAUGUUUUUUAACAGAGCAAAAAGUAAAAAGUAACUGAAAUACAAAGCUGUGAAGCAUACUGCAUGUACAGAACAUAUCAUACACUGAUAAAUAGUCACUGACAGAGGGUUAAUGUGGUUUAUGAGUGGGAAAAUAUGAUUAGGAUGUAGCUUUUCUGUAAAUAGAAUGCAAAGAGAUAUUUAAUAUUUUUGUUUAUUUUGUUUUGUUUUUUUUACAAAUCAUUUUGCAAUGUUAACUCAAAUAUGCAAUGUAAUUUUGUUCUAACUUUGACUUUCUUUUGUGUUAGAUCUAUGAUAUUGAAAUCAAUGAUUAGGUUGUAUCCAUUGUUUAUGUCUUUUUAUUUUGUGGGACAUUGUUAACAUCUGAUUUAUUGAGUGUAAUGAUGUAGUUUUUGACAGAUACAGAUAUGACAAUGCUUGAGUUUCUCAAAUCUUUGAGUGUUUUUAUUAAAUAUACUGUGAUUUUGUUUCAAUCUAUAUGACUUUGUUAGUUCAGUUUUUGGGGGGAUGGCUGUGUUUUUAUUAUAUGGCAGUGUAAUGGUGGUCAACCUGAAUAUGAUUCUGCUAAAUAAAUACAAAAAUAAAAGCUUGAAUGCAUGAA
Lates calcarifer (barramundi perch) is the source of this 3352-nucleotide messenger RNA. RefSeq names its product zinc finger protein 366 (gene znf366). Gene Ontology annotation, cellular component: nucleus. NCBI's taxonomy places the organism in Eukaryota, Metazoa, Chordata, Actinopteri, Centropomidae. The record is from RefSeq and is a predicted model, not a curated record.